Messenger RNA from Oncorhynchus kisutch (coho salmon), 2612 nucleotides. Its product is annotated as dolichyldiphosphatase 1. Gene Ontology annotation, molecular function: dolichyldiphosphatase activity. The transcript has 8 exons. Gene Ontology annotation, biological process: lipid biosynthetic process; protein N-linked glycosylation. Bases 194 to 910 code for a protein of 238 amino acids. The record is from RefSeq and is a predicted model, not a curated record. NCBI's taxonomy places the organism in Eukaryota, Metazoa, Chordata, Actinopteri, Salmoniformes, Salmonidae. Gene Ontology annotation, cellular component: intracellular membrane-bounded organelle; endoplasmic reticulum membrane.
ACAUUUGUUUCGAACCGAUUUUGCGGGCGGGAUUAAUCGAGCCCCCCUUUGGACGAUAACUCCUCCUUUAUAUUCCAGUACAGGUUUGUUCGAGUAUUGUGAAUGGUUGAAAGGAUUGUGUUUCGUAUUGGUUAGACGGACUCUGGUAUUACGUUUUGAUUCGUUGAUCCACAUUGCCCGGUGUCCGGGUAAAAUGGCGUCGGAAGAACACUGCUCGGUACCACCUCGAUGGCGGUCGAUAUCGCUAACCCACGUAGAGUUCCCUGCUGGUGAUCUGACGGGACAAUUGUUGGCCUACACCAGCCUGCUACCCAUAGUGAUCCUUGUGGGCUUUGUCACCCUCAUAGUGUUCAAGCGUGAACUGCACACGAUCUCCUUCUUCGGUGGGCUCGUACUGAACGAAGGGGUGAACUGGCUGCUGAAGCAUAUUUUAAGGGAGCCCCGCCCAUGUGAAGGAGCUCAUGCAACCCUGACCACUGAGUAUGGGAUGCCCUCCAGUCAUUCCCAGUUCAUCUGGUUUUUUGUUGUUUACUUCUUUCUUUUUCUUUAUUUAAGAAUGCAUCAAACGAACAACGCUCGCUGUGUGGAGCUGCUGUGGAGACAUAUACUGUCCAUCACCUUGUUAGGUGUGGCCUUCUCCGUGUCAUACAGCAGGGUUUACCUGUUGUACCACACCUGGAGUCAGGUAUUCUACGGGGGAGUGACCGGUAGCACCAUCGGAGUAGUCUGGUUCUUCUUCACACAGGAGGUGCUGACACCGCUAUUCCCCAAGAUGGCAGCAUGGCCGAUAUCAGAGUUUUUUCUGGUGAGGGACACAAGCCUGAUCCCCAACAUCCUGUGGUUUGAGUACACGGUGACCAGAUCAGAGGCAAGAAACAGACAACGGAAGCUUGGAACAAAACUUCAGUGAUUGUAGCAGUUCCUUGAUGAAACUGAGUAAAGGACCACACACAUAUGCGCGCACACACACACACACUCAUAAAAAAACACACUGGAGAAUCAUCUUCUGGACUGACCUGAUUGCAAAAAGGGCCAACCCAUUUACAGGUGUACCUAAAGAGAGUGCCAGGACACGGCCCGGAGCCUGCAGCCUGAGCAAGUCCGUCCACAUGCCUCACUUUGUACAGCUUGCCCAAAUGCUCCCCCGACGCAUAAAAGACCGUGAAAGAGGGCAUACUAUUUAAUGACAAAUUAAUAUAUACUUUAACUGUAAACUCACACACAGACAGGAACCAUUUACUGUAAGAAAGAGAUUUUCAGAAACCAACGGAGGGCUAACAAAACAUUGUCUGGUGUUAAUACACCAUGACAUUUGUCACACUUUUGUUUUGGGUUUGCUGGUGGGGGAAAUAUGAGAUUGGUGGGGUAGUAAACCCUUGUUUUUUGGGGGGGUCUUAUAUUACAGAAAAGAGAACCAUUUUUAAGACUCUGGUGUAAUAUAUAAACAUGUGUACUUUGUUAAAAUUAAAGAGAAGUGUGUGGGCGGGUUAACACUAUUUACAUGAGAAAGGUGGGCGGGGUAACACUAUUUACAUGAGAAAGGUGGGCGGGGUAACACUAUUUACAUGAGAAAGGUGGGCGGGGUAACACUAUUUACAUGAGAAAGGUGGGCGGGGUAACACUAUUUACAUGAGAAAGGUGGGUGGGUUAACACUACAUGAGAAAGGUGGGUGGGUUAACACUAUUUACAUGAGAAAGGUGGGUGGGUUAACACUACAUGAGAAAGGUGGGUGGGUUAACACUAUUUACAUGAGAAAGGUGGGCGGGUUAACACUAUUUACAUGAGAACGGUGGGUGGGUUAACACUACAUGAGAACGGUGGGUGGGUUAACACUUUACAUGAGAACGGUGGGUGGGUUAACACUUUACAUGAGAACGGUGGGUGGGUUAACACUUUACAUGAGAACGGUGGGUGGGUUAACACUAUUUACAUGAGAAAGGUGGGCGGGUUAACUUUAUUUACACGUGAAAGACCCCUGUUUCCCCCUCUGAUACAUCUUGUCAGCCCAAUGUAUUCGGUUCCAAAAUGUACUUGCAGGCGUUUAAGCCCUCACAUAGUGUACAAGCCAAGGCUAGUGUAUCUUCUGUACAACUUGAGGUCUCGAUGAUGCAGAAGAAGAGAAACGAGCCAGAACACAAGGGGCUCUGUUCUUUUUCUAUUCCUCUUCCACACAGGGAGCGAGGGAGUGUUUUCUCAACCCCUUUCUCAUGUCUGACACCCCAGGAGCACAAACCUGGGACAUGUAUUUCUCCUUUCAUUUGCGGUUCUAGAGAACAUGAAACAGUGGAUUAACACGUGUCCUUCCUAACUUUCUUUUUACCUGUCUUUUCAAAACAUUCCAUAUCAUCUGGUGAAAGAAACAAAUGAUAUGACUGCUGAGGGGAAAUGUUAAUGGUGAUUAUUUUUUUUCUUCUAUUAAACCUCAGGUCAAUCUGUAGCAUGUGUUAAUGCUGCAUUCCUCGGAAAUGCAAGAGCUGAUGUUUGAGGCUGUCUGGUGAAGGUUAAAAGCUGAUUUGGAAUUGUCAUGUCAUUAGCUCCAUAAAGGGAAGUAGUUCUCUUAGAUUAUAAUUUUGUGUAACCCAUAUCAGGCUGAAUAAAUAAAUGAAGUGUU